CAAGGUCCCGGCCGCCGGAGAGCUAGCGGUCUCUAUGGCAACCAGCAGGCCCUGGCCCGGUUGCCAGGCUCCCAGCGGCCGUCUAGCCGACCGCGCCUGCACAAAGACCGCGCGGUGACCGCGCAGCGCAGCGCCGUGACCCGGCCAAGCCAGCCCCGCGGGAAUUGCCACCCCCGCCGCCGCUGCCCGGGAAGCAGUUCCGGCGGCCUUCGUGACGUGCAGGCCGGGCGCGGCCUCGACCCUCGGGCCAUCUUGGCAGCGGAGGGAGCCGCGGAGCGCAGGUACACACGCCGCCCGGCCGGGGCCAGCCCAGGUGCCGCCGCCUUUGUUCACGCGCGGGUGGUCGCAUGGCACCCGUGGGUGGUGCCAGCAUCCGCAGACCGAGCUUCGGCAGGUGCAUCCCGCAAAGUCUGGGCAGCGCAGCUCCGCGCAUCUCUUAAGGCCUGGGCAGGUUCAGCCUAUGCAUCCUACAAGGGCUGAGCAGAUCCAGCUAGAGCAUCCUUCAAGGCCUGGGCAGGUCCAGCCAGCGCUCCACACCUUGACCCUGCGAAGCUUGCAGAAAGGAACUGCGUCCAGGACAGGACCAGCGUCCCCAGGCUUGCUUCAGCACCCAAGGCCUUUCGCUCUGCUUCUCCAGGUACCUGUGGCUUGACUUUGGCCAGCAUGGUCCAACCUCAGACCUCCAAAACUGAAAGCCCAGCCUCUGCCCCUGGUGCCAGCGCUCAGAUGGAUGACGUAGUUGACACCCUGACCUCCCUGCGUCUCACCAACUCUGCGCUGAGGCGCGAGGCCUCCACACUGAGGGCGGAGAAGGCCAACCUCACCAAUAUGCUGGAGAGUGUGAUGGCUGAGCUAACUCUGCUGCGCACCCGGGCGCGCAUCCCUGGCGCUCUGCAGAUCACUCCACCUAUCUCUGCCAUCACUUCCAAUGGGACCCGACCCAUGACCACGCCACCCACCUCGCUGCCUGAACCUUUCUCGGGAGACCCUGGACAGCUGGCAGGGUUCCUGAUGCAGAUGGACAGGUUCAUGAUCUUUCAAGCCUCCCGCUUCCCCGGUGAAGCCGAGAGAGUGGCCUUCUUGGUAUCCCGUCUGACUGGGGAGGCAGAGAAGUGGGCCAUCCCCCACAUGCAACCAGACAGCCCUUUGCGAAACAAUUACCAGGGGUUUCUGGCUGAGCUACGCAGAACCUACAAGCCCCCACUGAAGCACUCACGGCGAGCACAAAUCCGGAAGACAUCUGCGUCCAAUAGGGCCGUGCGGGAACGGGAGCGGGAGCGGCAGAUGUUGUGUCGCCAACUGGCCACAGUUGGCACAGGAUCCUGCCCGGUGCAUCCAGCCUCCAACGGGACCAGUCCCGCACCAGCCUUGCCCUCUCGUGGCCGGAAUCUUUAGGGAUCUGCCACUACCCUGGUAGUCUGUGUCCACCCAGGUAGCUAGACUCCGUUGUUGAGAAGAGUUGUCAAUACAGUAGCAUUGCCCUGUUUGAGGCACCCUUCAUGUCUUUCUGAUCUGCAGGAGGCCACCUGCCAUCUGCAUUGGUCACCCACCUUACUGUGCAUUUUUUUUUUUUUUUUUGCUAGCUUUACCUGCGACUCAGUGCAUGCUCCCCCUUCUGUUGCUUGCAAUCCCAGCCUCUCUAGCAAUCACAACACAUCCCCUUGGGCAUGCCUGCCCAGGAACCAUUUAGGCUGACCACCUCUGUGAGCUCAGCUCAUGGAUACUCAGCUUCUGGAGCACGUUCAACGAUGACGGGCACCUUGGGAGUUCCCUUCCUGAGCAUUCCAGGUAGAAAGAAGCCAGCUUGGCCUGGCAGGCGGCUGAUGUAUGUCUGAACCAGCAUGUCUAUAUCUGGUCACUUUGCAAGAUGGCUAGGUAGCCGCUCUGCAUCCCAGGGAUACUUUCUUCUGCUGGGGGGAGCCUGCAUUCCAGCGUAUCCCACUGCUGUUGCUGAGAAGGUCUCUUCCUUCAUAGACAUCCCGCCAGCCUCUCGUGUCCGUGAAAGACUCCUUCACAUCUGCCCAUGCCUGCCAGUGUUCUCAUGGCAUUAAGGAAAUCCAGCAUUCAUCUGCCAAGUUAAUUGUGGACCUGGGACCACAGGCAGCAGAUUCCUAACAUUCAUGCCUCAGCUCUAGCAGACUGAGGGGGACCCUGGGAACCCCAUUUGCUGCCUGGAUUUCCAGGGAGAGGCUCAUAGUUGUCCACUCAUUCCUGCCCACGUGGCUCCAUGGUGGGCCUUGUCUAGCUACAGACUCUCCCCCUUUCCACCCAGGUGCCGUGUGGCUUUCACCUCAACCUUUCAGCCACCCACACCGUCUCUAGGCAUCCAAGGAACCCGCACAACAUGCCGUCCGUGUUCCUGGGCCUAACUUCUAGCCUUCGUUGGAGAACAAACGACUGUCUGGGGCCAGUUCCUCUGCGAACUGAGCAUCUUCAGUAGGGCGAGUUGGCUUCUUGCUGCCCCAGUCUGAAGAACUGGCGAAGAGUGGCCCACUGGUUUGGUUCUCAUGCAGACACUCGUCCCUGGUCCGAGGAGCAAAGCCUCAUAGGAGGAUGACCUCAUGAUCGUACUCGGACUCAGCCAAGCCUCUGGACAAUGACAUUAUCUGUCAUUCCAAUGCCAAAUGAACUGUUUACAUACCCACCUGGCCCCUCCAGGGAGAUGGGUGCCUCUCCUGGGUUUUCCUGCCCUCCUCUGCACGGUCUUGGCUUGACCAAAACAAUAACAACAACAAAAACCGCCUCUGCACCCAUGGAAAGACAUCUCUCUCCUCUUGGGAUCCCUGAGGCUGGGGCCUGGAACCUGGCCUCUUCCAGAGACUUCUUCCGACACUGGGAAAAGUGACUGAUUGUAACCAACGCAGCCACCUUUGCAAGGCCAGGAGUCUUCGAUGCUCGCUGGGCUCAUAGCCCACAGCCACCUGCUUCUUGUUAACUCUGUUAGCCUAGCAGCCUCCCUGAACAGCCAAGGCACCCUGUUGGCACCAUGGUGCUAUAAGCAGGUGGAAGACUCCCCGGGUUCCAUUGAGAGUACUCACCUGUCCCCAGCAGCUGAGUCUCAAUGUAUGACCUUCUGGUAGAGGGGUCCCCAGGUGAAGCUACAGCUACACCAGAAAAAUUGGGGGGGGGGGGGGUAGGGAGGAGGUGUUUGUGGAGGUAGGCGACAACUGGAAGGUUUCUUUGUUUCCUUCCAAGUUGGGGUUAGAGAUCCACCCACCGGGGACGCAGGUGACCUGCCCUGGCUCCUCUGACCACUGGGUGCUGGCUGUGUGCAUUAGAUUCUACUUCAGAGCCCUGAGUAGGUACUGGAGCCCAAGCUGCCCGGGUCAGAGGCACGCAGGCUGCCUGCCUCCAGGUGUGGCUUAUUACCUUCCUUUGCAUCUGGUCUGACACACACGGGCCACUCUGCCUCAGUGGGUCCCUACCGCUGCUCUUGUGACGUUGUCUUGGAGACUGCUUUGUUUCUUGAUGCUUGUGUUUAUGGGAACAGGGUGGUGAUGCCAUGUAUUUAGAAUCAUCUCAAUAGCUAGCUCUCUGUGGCUUGGAGCCUGGAGCACAUGAGAGAGGGUUGAGGCUUGCCCUCUACUCUGGACCUGGAAGAGCCACUUGGGACCCGUUGUUGAGGAGCCCAUCGUGACUCUCCUUGGGGGCAUGAUUAGUCCCCAGCCAAAAUGACAAGGUACAAGGCCCAUGCAGCUCCAGAGGGAGACUGUGAUAACUGGCCUCAAAGCUAAGGAAGAGGGGGAGGGGAGGCUUUGUACAUAUCUUAAGGUUCUAGUUUCUUGAGCUCAGAGGAGAACAGGGAGGAGUUGGUGUAUGAAGGAGUUGUGUUGCUCCACAUGACGGUCGUGGCAGUACUGUGUCUGCUCUCCAGACCCUGUGACACCCAUCUGGUAAGCAGGGCUUCAUUGCAUUCAGCAUCUAAUUGACAGUGGGACCUGGCAUUUGGGUGACUUCCCAGCCCAGUGUUUACUGUGACCUUGGAAUUAUCUCCAUGUCCCAAAGCAUUCAGUGACUUUGAGGAAACAGCAAAGAGGCAUCUUCUUAUCCCUGGCUAAGUAAGAGACAAGAUGUGCAUUGCUCUGUUAGUACCUCUUGCUCAGCCUGAGACAGGUGCCUGUUACUGCAGAGGACAGAGCCACUACUGGAUGAGCAUGCCCUGGGCAUCAGCUUGCAGGGGGAGUGAAUGGUGGUGGAGAAGCUGGCAUAGGCCUAGGGUGACUUAGGGAGCAAGCCUGGGGUUUAGCUGGGACACACUGGGGACAGGGUGUUGGGCGGCAUAUGCUCAGCUGUGUAGCCUGAGUGCUCAGCCCAUUCUGUGGCCCUCUGCCUAGGAGGUGUCCAUCAGGAGCUUUGCUAAGACACCAUGAAAUGAUGCUCAGGUUAGGCAGUGAGGGCUGGAGCUUGGGCUAGCAGGCAAGCUUCUGGUGUCUGGGAGGUCCUCACCUUUGGCAUCUCUCUAGGACUUCAUGUUGGACUUGGUGGCAGCCAGUGCAGCACAGAGCGUAGAGCAAAAGAGAGAAGUUUCCACCCCAGUGCCAUAAACAGCUGGACUGCGGCUUCCCAUUCUCCACAGCAGCAUACCAGGAAAUUUAGGGGACCAGGGAGGGGAAAGAAAAUGGUAAAAUUCAGUGUUUUGAUGUUUCCUUCCUGUCCCUGGCCUCAGCUUUCUUUGCCUCUUAUACAGCCGUGGUGCUGUCUGUGGACCCCCACUGUGUACAUACGACAACAGUUUCCAUGUGCCACCCACCUUACCCUGAAUGACUGUGAACUCUCCCUUCAGGCAGAGGGACAAUGUUGGCACUGUCAGAUAGUGGCAGUGUGUCAGGUUUUCCUCCAAGGAAGGAACCAAAGGUACUUCCUUGAGAUAGAUUCUCUAGGGUGGGAUUAUUGGAUUAGUGAACAUGGGGCCCUCUGAGACUUUUACUACCUACAGACAAAAUAGUUUCCAGAAGUUUCUGUAUCCAUUGUAUUACCACCAGCAAGGGCAAGUGUUCCUGAUUCAGGGUCUUCUCCCAGGGCCGAGUAUUCCCUGACGUGACGAGGACAGCAGCACCGUGUUGUAGUUGCAUCUUUCCAUCCUAGCGCGCUGUGAGUCGUUUUACACCCGUUGACUACAUUUCCUCUUUUGCAGACUGCCGCCGUCCUUUGCUCCAGUGACGGCCUGACCAGUUUGUAAGAGCUCCAUAUGUAAUUAAAGAUGCUAACCUGGUGUGUGUUGUAUCUGC
This is a messenger RNA of Arvicanthis niloticus (Nile rat), 5228 nucleotides long. RefSeq names its product retrotransposon Gag like 6 (gene Rtl6). NCBI's taxonomy places the organism in Eukaryota, Metazoa, Chordata, Mammalia, Rodentia, Muridae. The record is from RefSeq and is a predicted model, not a curated record.